This is a messenger RNA of Orycteropus afer afer, 3867 nucleotides long. RefSeq names its product dermatan sulfate epimerase (gene DSE). Lineage: Eukaryota; Metazoa; Chordata; Mammalia; Tubulidentata; Orycteropodidae. Gene Ontology annotation, molecular function: chondroitin-glucuronate 5-epimerase activity. The record is from RefSeq and is a predicted model, not a curated record.
UCUUUCGAAGAUGGUUUGGCUGCCUUGGAGAUUUGGAGAUCUGAUGCCACAAUGAGGACUCACACACGGGGGGCUCCCAGUGUGUUUUUCAUAUCUCUGUUUUGCUUUGUGUCAGCCUACAUCACCGAUGAGAACCCAGAAGUCAUGAUCCCCUUCACAAAUGCCAACUACGACAACCACCCAAUGCUGUACUUCUCUAAGGCAGAGGUGUCAGAGCUCCAGCUCAAGGCCACCAGCACACACGAGCACAUUGCAGCCCGACUCACUGAGGCUGUGCACACCAUGCUGUCCAGCCCCUUGGAGUACCUCCCACCCUGGGAUCCCAAGGACUACAGCGCCCGCUGGAAUGAAAUUUAUGGGAACAACUUGGGUGCCUUGGCAAUGUUCUGUGUGCUGUAUCCUGAGAACAUUGAAGCCCGAGACAUGGCCAAAGACUACAUGGAGAGGAUGGCAGCGCAGCCUAGUUGGUUAGUAAAAGAUGCUCCUUGGGAUGAAGUCCCACUUGCUCACUCCCUGGUUGGUUUCGCCACUGCCUAUGACUUCUUGUACAACUACCUGAGCAAGACGCAACAGGAGAAGUUUCUUGAAGUGAUUGCCAAUGCCUCAGGCUAUAUGUAUGAAACCUCAUACAGGAGGGGAUGGGGAUUUCAGUACCUGCACAAUCAUCAACCCACCAACUGCAUGGCUUUGCUCACAGGAAGCCUCGUCCUGAUGAAUCAAGGGUAUCUUCAAGAAGCCUACUUAUGGACCAAACAAGUUCUGACCAUCAUGGAAAAAUCUCUGGUCUUGCUCAGAGAGGUGACAGAUGGCUCCCUCUAUGAAGGAGUCGCCUAUGGCAGCUACACUACUAGAUCACUCUUCCAGUAUAUGUUUCUUGUUCAAAGGCACUUUAACAUCAAUCACUUCGGCCAUCCAUGGCUUAAACAACACUUUGCAUUUAUGUAUAGAACCAUCCUGCCAGGGUUUCAAAGAACUGUGGCUAUUGCAGACUCAAAUUACAAUUGGUUUUAUGGUCCAGAAAGCCAAUUAGUGUUCCUGGAUAAAUUUGUCAUGCGUAAUGGCAGUGGUAACUGGCUGGCUGAUAGAAUCAGAAGAAACCGUGUGAUGGAAGGUCCAGGCACUCCAUCCAAAGGGCAGCGCUGGUGCACUCUUCACACAGAGUUUCUCUGGUAUGAUGCCAGCUUGAAAUCUGUUCCUCCUCAAGAUUUUGGUACUCCUACACUGCAUUAUUUUGAAGACUGGGGUGUUGUGACUUACGGAAGUGCACUGCCUGCAGAAAUCAAUAGAUCUUUCCUUUCAUUCAAGUCAGGAAAGCUUGGGGGACGUGCAAUAUAUGAUAUUGUGCACAGAAACAAAUACAAAGAUUGGAUCAAAGGCUGGCGAAAUUUUAAUGCUGGACAUGAACAUCCUGAUCAAAACUCAUUCACUUUUGCUCCCAACGGUGUACCUUUCAUUACUGAGGCUCUGUAUGGGCCAAAGUAUACCUACUUCAACAACGUUUUGAUGUUUUCCCCAGCUGUGUCAAAGAGCUGCUUUUCACCCUGGGAGGGGCAGGUUACAGAAGACUGCUCAUCCAAAUGGUCUAAAUACAAACAUGACCUGGCAGCUAACUGUCAGGGGAAGGUGGUUGCUGCAGUGGAGAAAAAUGGGGUAGUUUUCAUCCAAGGAGAAAGUGUGGGAGCUUAUAACCCCCGGCUCAGUCUGAAGAAUGUUCAGAGGAAUCUAAUCCUCUUGCACCCACAACUUCUCCUCCUUGUGGACCAAAUAUACCUGGGAGAGGAGAGCCCACUGGAGACAGCAGCAAGCUUCUUCCAUAAUGUGGAUGUUCCUUUUGAGGAGACAGUGGUAGAUGGAGUCCAUGGGGCUUUCAUCAGGCAGCGAGAUGGUGUCUAUAAAAUGUACUGGAUGGAUGAUACUGGCUACAGUGAGAAAGCAACCUUUGCUUCAGUGACAUACCCUCGAGGCUAUCCCUAUAAUGGGACAAACUAUGUGAAUGUCACUAUGCACCUUCGAAGUCCCAUCACCAGGGCAGCUUACCUCUUCAUAGGACCAUCUGUGGAUGUUCAGAGCUUCAGUAUCCAUGGAGACUCUCAGCAGUUAGAUGUGUUCAUAGCCACUAGCAAACAUGCCUAUGCAAUUUACCUUUGGACAGGUGAGGCCACAGGGCAGUCUACCUUUGCACAGGUCAUUGCAGAUCGUCAGAAAAUUCUUUUUGACCGGAGUUCAGCUAUCAAGAGCACCAUUGUCCCUGAGGUGAAGGACUACGUUGCGAUUGUGGAACAGAACCUGCAGCAUUUUAAGCCAGUGUUCCAGCUGCUAGAGAAACAGAUCUUGUCCCGAGUUCGGAACACAGCUAGCUUUAGGAAGACUGCUGAGCGCCUGCUGAGAUUUUCCGAUAAGAGACAGACUGAAGAGGCCAUUGACAGGAUUUUUGCCAUAUCACAGCAACAGCAGCAGCAACAAAGCAAGUCAAAGAAAAACCGAAGGGCAGGCAAACGCUACAAAUUUGUGGAUGCUGUCCCUGAUAUUUUUGCACAGAUUGAAGUCAAUGAGAAAAAGAUAAGACAGAAAGCUCAGAUUUUGGCACAGAAAGAACUGCCCAUAGAUGAAGAAGAAGAAAUGAAAGACCUUUUAGAUUUUGCAGAUGUAACAUAUGAAAAACACAAAAAUGGUGGCUUAGUGAAAGCCCAGUUUGGACAGGCACGGAUGGUGACAACUACUCACAGCAGGGCCUCGUCACUGUCUGCUUCAUAUACCAGACUCUUCCUGAUUCUGAACAUUGCAAUUUUCUUUGUCAUGUUGGCAAUGCAUCUGACUUAUUUCCAGAGGGCCCAGAGCCUACAUGGCCAAAGAUGUCUUUAUGCAGUCCUUCUAAUAGACAGCUGUAUUUUAUUGUGGUUAUACUCUUCUUGUUCCCAGUCUCAGUGUUAGCAUUGUUGCUAUAAUUGCAUGAUCAUUUUGUGAUCGCAAGAGUCUAUGUAAAAAAAGAAAAAAAAAAUUGCCCUCAUUUGUUAUUGGAUUUUUUUUCUCAGAUACAUUUUAACAAAUUAAGGUGAAGAUGAUUUUCAGAUAAGGAUACAAGGACGUGGAGAAAUCAGAAUUGGAGCAAGCAGAGAAUAUAUCAAAGGAAUAAGAGUAACUGGGUAAUCCCUUGGUGUUUCUGGAAGUGAUUUGCUUUGUUAAUAUAGCAGGUCAUAUAAUACCUUGUAGAAAUUUUUUAAAAAUCUGGUUUUUAAGUAAUACGUUUUUCUUAAGAGAAACAAAAAUGAUUUAGACAGAAUUGGAUUUGAUUAAUCUUUAUUUAAUCAUAUUAGCAAUUUCCAGAUGCUAUUUUCUGGAAAGGACUGAAGCACAGAAUUCUAAGAAUACAGAUUUUUUUUUUUUUUUUUUUUUGAUGGUAUAGUCAUGUUGAAAAAUAAGUGUUGCUAAGUCCUGAUCUGGUGGUGUGAGUUUCCUUAGAGAAGUUGUGCUUCAUUAAAUGCACAGGAUCUUAUUGAUUUGUUGUUCAGAUAAUGUAGUAGAAAUGAUGACAGGAGAUCGUUGAAAACUCAAAAUACAUUUCCAGUAGAAAACAUUUCUAUGAAUGUUUUGUUUGAUGCCAGUCUCUGCCCACAUUUCGUUGAUUGCUCUUAUCCAUUCAUCAUUUGUUCAGGAAGUCAGGCAACGGCAGAUCAUUUUGCAUUUUCCUGAUAUGGAAAACUAUUCCAAACCUAAUGACUAAAAUAAAUAAAAUAUUUUAUAACCUGAAGGUUGAUGUCAAUACCAAAGAAGAUGGGGAAGCUAAACUUCAGAUAUGAUUUUUAUGUUUUUUUUAAUAGAAAACUUUUCAAGUUUAUUUUGCUAAAUAAACAUUGUAAUUGUGACUUU